This is a messenger RNA of Etheostoma cragini (Arkansas darter), 3514 nucleotides long. It is a transcript of the gene ube3c, whose product is annotated as ubiquitin protein ligase E3C. The record is from RefSeq and is a predicted model, not a curated record. Gene Ontology annotation, biological process: ubiquitin-dependent protein catabolic process; protein polyubiquitination. The transcript is spliced from 24 exons. Bases 187 to 3432 code for a protein of 1081 amino acids. NCBI's taxonomy places the organism in Eukaryota, Metazoa, Chordata, Actinopteri, Perciformes, Percidae. Gene Ontology annotation, molecular function: ubiquitin protein ligase activity.
GAACCGGAAACAGUAAAGUUGGUUGUUCAGUUGUGUUGAUUUCUAGAGAGAGGAGUUAAAGAAGACUUGACGUUUGGAUUAACCUAAACUGCCUUUUCAGAGUUAUUGUGCCCGUUUCACACCUUAAUUCAAAAGUCGAAGAAAUUCGUGGCAACCUGUGAAUUAGUCAAUGGGAAAAAUCUAACAAUGUUUAGCUUUGAGGGAGAUUUCAAGACAAGACCCAAGGUAUCACUUGGAGGAGCAAGUAAAAAGGAGGAGAAAGCCUCUCUGCUGCACCGCACUCAAGAAGAAAGAAGAAAAAGAGAGGAUGAAAGAAAACGACUGAAGAAUGCCAUUAUCAUUCAGUCCUACAUACGUGGCUACCAGGACUUAAAACGACAGUACGCCAUCCAGAGGGCCAGGUUUGACGAGUGUGUCAGCCAGACGCACGGAGGGGGAGCUCAGCAUGUCUUGGACGGUCCUGGUCUCUGCCUCUUAUCAAGACAACUCAUAUUUUUCUACAGACAGAGUGUGGAUGCACAUAAAUUGAUAUGGCUGUGCCAGAACCUGGUGAAACACAAUGGUCAGUUUGUUAAGCUGUUGGUGGGCCCACAGAGACAGACAUGUUUGUUUCAGAUCAAGAGGAUCUUAGGCUUCUGCUGCAGACUCCUACAGAAUUGCAAGGAUGACAGUUUAAAUGUGACUGUUCCCAUGCGCAUGCUAGACAUCUUUUCUUCAGAGAAAACCUAUCUUCCUGUUAUUCCAGACGCAAACUAUGUAGCUUCAUUACUCGAGCAGAUUUUGCACUAUAUGGUACAGACUGGAUACUACAGGUCGCUGUAUAUUCUUGUUAAUCACAGGCUCCCUUCUAGUCUGGAGUACAGUGACUCUCCCUCUAUCCCUAUGGCAAGCACACUGUUGGAGCACAUCCUCAAACCUCUGCACUUUUCCUACUCCUCCUGCACAACCGGCGCAAGGCAGUUUGUAUUUGCAGCCUUUACCGAGGAGUUUAUCUCUGCACCGUUCACCGAGCAGAUUUUUCAUUUCUUUAUCCCGGCGCUGUCGGACGUCCGUCUCUCGUUUCCAUUCGAGGCCUUCUUGAGCUCCCUUUGUGCCACCAUAGGUUCCUCCUCAGCAGCACAGAGCCGGGCACCGUGGGUGUUUUACUUUGUCCUUUCUGCAGGGGAGAACUGCUUAGGCUCACUGUCAGAGGAAGGUCUCCUGCUGUACCUUCGGGCUCUGCAGACACUACUGCCACUGCUGCCCGUGUCAGAAAGCAGCAGCAGGCCUGAAGUUACCAGUGACUCAGAGGAUGACGACGAGACUGGCAUCCAUCCACCACCCAAGCAGGAUGACAGCAGAAUCUCUGUGCAGCUGAUCACAGAAGAGUGUGUCCACAAACUGGACACUAAGCAUCAGACUAACGCCCUGUUGAACCUGGUGUGGAGGGAUUCGGCCAGCGAGGAGGUUUUCACCAUGAUGGCAUCCAUCUGUCACACGCUCAUGGUUCAGCAUCGCCUCAUGGUGCCAAAAGUCAGACUUUUGUACAGUUUAGCUUUCAAUGCACGUUUCCUGAGGCAUCUUUGGUACCUGAUAACUUCCAUGACAACAAAAAUGAUCACUGGCUCCAUGGUGCCGCUGCUACAGCUAAUCUCGCGAGGGUCUCCCAUGUCGUUUGAAGACUCCAACCGCAUCAUUCCCCUCUUCUAUCUCUUCAGCUCUCUCUUCUCCCACUCGCUUAUUUCUGUGCACGACAGCGAGUUUUUUGGGCAUGAACUGGAAGGUCAGACGCAGUCCUCCAUGAUGCCCUUCACGCUCUUAGAGCUGGUGACUCUAUCUCGCUGUCUGAGGGACGCGUGCCUGGGAAUCAUCAAGCUGGCUUACCCAGAGACCAAAACAGAGCAUCGCGAAGAGUACAUGGCUGCCUUCCGCAGUGUGGGUGUCAAGACAAACACUGCGGUACAGCAACGGAUCCAGGCUGAGCAGAAACGCUGGGUACAGCUCUUCAAGGUCAUCACUAACUUGGUGAAGAUGGUGAAAGCUCGCGACAUAAGACGACCCUUCUGUCCAGCAGGUCAUUGGCUUUCCGAGGAGGUCAACAUCCGUGCAGAUAAGGUCACCCAGUUGUAUGUCCCUUCUGCAAGACAUGUGUGGAGAACGCGAAGGAUGGGCCGCAUUGGACCACUUCAGUCAACACUUGAUGUUGGUUUAGAGCCGCCACAGCUUUCUGUGUCUGAAGAGAGACAUCUGGCCAUCCUCACUGAGCUCCCUUUCGUGGUUCCCUUCGAAGAGCGAGUCAAGAUAUUCCAGAGGUUAAUCUAUGCUGACAAACGGGACGUGCAGGGGGACGGGCCAUUCCCUGAUGGCAUCAGUGUCACCAUCAGACGCAACUACAUCUAUGAAGAUGCGUACGAUAAACUCUCUCCAGAAAAUGAACCGGACCUGAAGAAAAGGAUUAGAGUCCAUCUGCUGAAUGCUCACGGUCUGGAUGAGGCCGGCAUUGACGGUGGCGGCAUCUUUCGCGAGUUCCUCAAUGAGCUCCUCAAGUCUGGCUUCAAUCCCAACCAGGGCUUCUUCAAGACGACCAACGAGAGCCUGCUGUACCCAAACCCCGCUGCAGAGAUGCUGAUCGGAGACUCCUUCACGAGGCAUUACUAUUUUCUAGGCAGGAUCCUUGGAAAGGCGCUGUAUGAGAACAUGCUGGUGGAGUUGCCCUUUGCUAGUUUCUUCCUGUCCAAACUUUUGGGGACCAGUGCGGAAGUAGACAUCCACCACCUGGCAUCAUUGGACCCGGAGAUGUACCGCAAUCUCCUCUUCCUUAAGAGCUAUGAGGGUGACGUGGAGGAGCUGGGCCUCAACUUCACUGUGGUCAACAACGAUCUGGGAGAGGCUCAGGUGGUUGAGCUGAAGCUGGGAGGCAAAGACAUUCCUGUGACCACAGCAAACCGGAUAGCCUACAUCCAUUUGGUGGCCGAUUACAGACUGAACAAGCAGAUCCGGCCUCACUGCCUGGCCUUCAGACAGGGCCUGGCCAAUGUGGUCAACCUGGAGUGGCUGCGCAUGUUUGACCAGCAGGAGAUCCAGGUGCUGAUAUCUGGGGCUCAUGUGCCAAUUUGUCUUGAUGACCUUAAAAAUUUCACAAACUACUCAGGAGGGUACACGGCCACUCACCCAGUCAUCCAGAUAUUUUGGGAGGUGGUCGAAAGCUUCACAGACGAGGAAAAGCGCAAGCUGCUGAGGUUUGUCACCAGCUGCUCCAGACCUCCACUGCUGGGCUUCAAGGAGCUUUACCCGGCCUUCUGCAUCCACAAUGGCGGCAACGACCUGGAACGCCUGCCCACGGCCAGCACCUGCAUGAACCUGCUCAAGCUCCCGGAGUUCUGCGACCAGCACCUGAUGAGGAACAAGCUGUUGUACGCCAUUGAGUCCUCCGCCGGGUUUGAACUGAGCUGAGGAGGGCAGAACUUUGCAGUUUCCAUGGACUGAACGCCACACAGAAAUGAGGCAGACCUGCCUGAUUUACUCUUUGUGUGUG